AUGCCUGCCCUCACCCAAGACCAGCCCCUCGAUGUGAUCAUCGUCGGAGCCGGCAUCGCAGGGCUGGCUGCCGGAAUCUCUCUUCGCCGUGCGGGUCACAAAGUCCGCAUAUUUGAGCGGUCGGAGCUCAACAACGAGGUUGGCGCCGCCAUCCAUGUGCCUCCGAACGCCAACCGGUCCCUCGUGGCGUGGGGCCUGGAUCCUGUGGAGAACAAGUUCGUUCCGUCUACUGGCAUCGCCAUUGGAUCCGGGGCCACUCUUCAGCAGUUCGACUUCACUCCACUCGGUGACUGGGUUCCCAAGGUGUUUGGCGGUCCUCUGUACUUUGCUCACCGAGUCGACUUGCAUGAGUCCUUGAAGAAGCUGGCGAUGGGGCCAGAGGGUCCGGGGAAGCCUGUCGAGUUGAACUUGGGUGUGCAGGUGGUCGCUUAUAACUCAGAGGAGCCAUCCAUUACCCUUAGCUCUGGUAUCGUGAAGAAGGCGGACCUUGUCAUUGCCGCAGAUGGUGUCCAUUCCAUUGCUGUUGAGGCCAUCCUUGGAUAUGCCAACAAGCCAGAGCCUCAAGCGCUCUACAAUGGAUGUUACCGCUUCCUCAUCCCGGCUGCUGACCUAGAUGCCGACGAGGAGACAGCGUGGUGGAACAAGAAUGGCGAGAGGGAGGGUCUUAUGAGGAUCUAUACGGCCAGCAAGUUGGGCAACCGCUUCAUCUCGUAUCCAUGCCGUGGUGGUGAGGUCUGGAACUGUGUUGGCAUGUUCCACGAUGACGAGUUGAUUGGCGCCACCAAGGAAGAUUGGCAAACACCUGUCGACAAGUCCCACUUGCUCAAGACGUUUGCCGAGUUCCAUCCUUCCCUCCAGGCUGUACUGAACAAAGCAGGCGAAGUAAAGCGUUGGCCUCUCCUCUAUCGUGGUCCUGUGCCCACCUGGACCAAAGGGAAGAUGAUCAUCAUCGGAGAUGCAGCUCAUCCAAUGUUGCCGCACCAAGGCCAAGGUGGCGCACAGAGUAUCGAAGACGGUAUUGCCCUUGGUAUCUCGUUAAGUGGCGCCAAAUCUGAGGAUAUCAAGGAGAGGCUGGCCAUCUUCGAGAAGGCCAGGAGGCACAGGGCAAGCGCUAUCCAGGUGAUGAGCAACGCCGGAGUGGACCAAGCUGAAAGAGUCGCUAGAGAGGUGGCACAAUACGUUAGCGUUCCUCUGGAUUCCCAGGCCAAGUUCGCCGAGUACAACUGGGGCCACGAUAUUGUCGACACCAUAAUCCAGCUGCUUCGGGGGUCUGUGGAUGCCAAGUUCGAGCUUCCGGAGGGAUUCUUCAAGGGGAACCCCUUCUCGCCGCAGAAUGCCCCCAAGUAUGCGUAG
Neurospora tetraspora is the source of this 1353-nucleotide messenger RNA. RefSeq lists its product as uncharacterized. Bases 1 to 1353 code for a protein of 450 amino acids. The record is from RefSeq and is a predicted model, not a curated record. Gene Ontology annotation, molecular function: monooxygenase activity; FAD binding. NCBI's taxonomy places the organism in Eukaryota, Fungi, Ascomycota, Sordariomycetes, Sordariales, Sordariaceae. The transcript has 4 exons.